CUUCUUCCAAAGGCAUCAGUCACGCUUCUUCCUCACUUUGAAAUCCCUAAAUCCCUAACCCUUCUCAAAAGCAACAGUCGCGCCGCCCACCACCCUCCUCCGCCACCAUCUCCGCCGGAAAUCAGUCUCCUGCAGACCGCCGCAAUCUCCGCCCUUGCUGUGAAGUCGCCGCUGCCGCCGUCCCUAAAUCCCUAACAGUCGCGCCGCCCACCACCCUCCUCCGCCACCAUCUCCGCCGGAAAUCAGUCUUCUGCAGACCGCCGCAAACUCCGCCCUUGCUGUGAAGUCGCCGCUGCCGCCGUCCACUCCGAUCUGCUGGACUUCCAGAGAAGGCGAAGUCUCCGCCGCCUGCCUCCGCCGUCCAUUCCGGCCGCCUGCGUUGAACCUACCGCCCUUGCCUCCGUCGGCCAAUCUAUCUCCAUCGCCUCCUUCAUUCUGAGCUCAGAAACGCCCCAAGCAAAAUCUGAAAUCUUGGCUAUUCAAGUUAUUUAUGAAUUUACUGGUUGCCCCCUUCGUCGAAGUUUGGGACUCUCCAUAUUUAAACAGUCACUGAAGAAAAGAUAAAACAAGAUUUUUCGGGUCGUAUUGUCUGGUAGAGAGAGAUGGUGGUGGCCUCUACAGCAAACGCCUUCGCUAAGGAAAUGAGCAUCAGAAAAAGAAUUGCCAGCAUAUACAAUAAAAGAGAAGAGGACUUCCCAUCGUUGCGCGAAUACAAUGACUACUUGGAAGAGGUAGAAGAUAUGAUAAUUAAUUUAGUUGAGGGGAUCGAUGUCCCUGCUAUCGAAGCAAGAAUUGCUGAGUACCAGAGAGAGAAUGCUGAGCAGAUCAUGAACGCCCAAGCUCGCAAGGCUGAGGAAUAUGCAUCUGCUUUAGCAGCAAGCAAAGGACAACUUCAACCGACGGGCAUCGAUCUUUCCUCCAGCUCCCAAGCAGGGACGAGCAAUGUUCCCCAGGGGCAAUAUGCACCUGCUGUUGCUGGAGGAAUUGCACAGCCUCGGCCGAUGGGCAUACCUAACCCACUCGGCUCGGGUCAUGACAUGAUGGGACUCGAAUAUGAAGACGAGGAAACCAUGAGAAUCCGAGUUGAGAAGGCCGCUAGGGCGGGUGGAUGGAGUUUCGAGAUAAGCAAGAAAAGGGCACUUGAAGAAGCUUUUGCUAGCAUUUGGGUAUGAUCUUCAUACCUGCCCUUCACAUAACAAAUUUUUGCCUUUUUUUUUUUUGGGUGACGGGAGCUAUCUUGGUUUCGUUCCGGGAGAUGUUAUUUAUUCAAUGUUGCAGGAGAAACAUGUCGAACUGAUUUUAACAGUUUCUACCUUCAUAGUAGCACAUGUUUUUUUAAAUGACGUGGGCUAUCUUUGGUGCACUGGGAGAUUUGUUGUCAUUCUACGUUGCAGAAGAAAGUACAUUGAGCUGAUUUUACUUGAGUGUAACCUCUUGAGUUUUUAAAGUUGAAAGGUGAGUUGCAUAUAUUUUUUAAGAAAGGCCGAAAGUUAGGGAAACAAAUUAUGAUUAAUCCUGAAUUUUAUCUUCGAUUUUUUUUUUUGUUCAGUUUUUAGCUUUUAGAUUUUUAAAUUCGACGUACUUUAUGUUAUGUUUUAGUUUGUAGAUGUUUGUUUUUUAUGAAGAGUUUGUGUUUGACAUUGUUAUAGUACUUGUGGCUUGCAUUAGUAAGCUCCUAUGUCUUAUCUACUAUACAGUGAUGAUUUUAUGUUGUA
Messenger RNA from Salvia miltiorrhiza (redroot sage), 1715 nucleotides. RefSeq lists its product as uncharacterized. NCBI's taxonomy places the organism in Eukaryota, Viridiplantae, Streptophyta, Magnoliopsida, Lamiales, Lamiaceae. The coding region runs from base 603 to 1172 and encodes 189 amino acids. The transcript is spliced from 6 exons. The record is from RefSeq and is a predicted model, not a curated record. Gene Ontology annotation, cellular component: transcription factor TFIIH holo complex. Gene Ontology annotation, biological process: regulation of cyclin-dependent protein serine/threonine kinase activity; DNA repair; regulation of transcription by RNA polymerase II.